AUAAGCCCGCGGAGUUUCCGCGUCCUGUGACUGCAGUCAGGUGGUGCUCGGGGUUCCCUUCUCACUUCCCUCCCUCCCUCCCUCUGUCCUGCUCCGUCUUCCCCCUCCUGGCGAGGGCCGGCCCUGCGGGGAGCCGGCUGGGGAAAGUUGGAGGAAAGUUGCUAGCUGGGAAAGUUUAGAAGCGGGAUUGCCGCGGCCCCGGCAGCCCGGCCUCUCCGCCACGCUCCACGGGAGGGAGGGCCGAGGAUGGCCGGCGGGGAAGGAGCGGGCUCCGGCGUGCCGGAGUGUCGGGAGCACCUCUUCAAGGUGCUGGUGAUCGGGGAGCUGGGUGUGGGGAAAACCAGCAUUAUCAAGCGGUACGUGCACCAGCUCUUCUCCCAGCACUACCGGGCCACUAUCGGCGUGGAUUUCGCGCUCAAAGUCAUCAACUGGGACAGCAAGACUCUGGUGCGGCUGCAGCUCUGGGAUAUAGCAGGCCAGGAGCGCUUUGGAAAUAUGACCAGAGUAUACUACAAAGAGGCAGUUGGUGCUUUUGUGGUCUUCGAUGUCACAAGAGGCUCCACUUUUGAGGCUGUUUCAAAAUGGAAGCAUGAUUUGGACAGUAAAGUACUACUUCCCAAUGGCAGCCCCAUCCCUGCUGUUCUUCUUGCAAACAAGUGUGACCAGAAGAAAGACAGCAGCCAGAAUCCCUCUCAGAUGGACCAGUUCUGCAGAGAAGGUGGCUUUGUUGGGUGGUUUGAAACAUCUGCCAAGGACAACAUCAACAUAGACGAAGCUGCUCGAUUCUUGGUGGAAAACAUCCUUGCCAACUACAAAACCUUUCCUAAUGAAGAGAAUGAUGUGGGGAAACCAAAACUGGACCUAGACCCAUUGAAAGCAGAGAGUAAAUCACAGUGCUGCUAAUGCUACCACUGUUAAGAAAAUAUGAUGGGAUGAGCAGCAAGACUGUUCCUUAAAUCAAAAUGCUGCUAUGGUGCUGCGUUGUGACAAUCCAUAUGGGGUGUCUGGUACUAUCUGAAUUGGUGACUCAUUUGGGUGUUUACAUAUUUUUGUUUAGCAUGAAACUGUGGAUCUUGUGAGUUAUCAUUCCACUUGCUUAAAUGACUGCAUCUUAGUCUGAUUAGUGUCUUCUUACUUGAGAACAUAAGGUAGUGUUUACACUCCUAAAGAGGAACAAAGACAACAUUCAGCGUCCUGUUUGCUUCUAGGACAUAUGCUACUUGUCAAGAUUUUAGCUGAAUAGACACUUGCACCUUUAAAGUAAACUUUUCCUUUGUCACCAGUAAUGUCUCACUUUAGCCUUCUCACCUGCACAAUUGUCCCUAUUUAUUAUCCCCCACUGUGAGGGUCUGUCUCACUGCUAGUUGUCCUGGACCAAAGCAUCCCAGAAAUCUUGAAGGGGCCAAUGACAGAUGGGAAGUGUCUUUCCUAGUGUGAUCACUAGGACUGAGUGGAAUAGAUGGCUUUUACCACUGAGUUAAGCCAAGAUGGUUAAAUUAUUGUAUUUAACAAGGGAAAGACAUGGUUAUGGAGAUAAUUACAAAAAUGCAUCUCCAGCCAUUUAAGGCAGAAUAUUUUCAACUAAUACUUUACAUAUGAAACACAUUAAUAAUAAAAUUAUAGUUGUGGUAACCUCACCUGUAUGCACACCCAGAAAUAGAAUUCAGUGACUUUUUCAUGCACUAACACUGAAAGCUUUACCAAGAGUGCAAAAAGUACUUACCUUACUGUCCUGUGAUAAUGAACUUCCUUCUUUUUUCUUCUGUCUUGAGAUGGUUCUGAAUACCAUGAGGAAAGAGGGAGGUCUUGGAGGAAAUAUAUAACUGGUUCAUGCUAGUCUGUCAACCCCCUUGCCCCAAGCUCUAUCUCGUUCAGUUUUAGAACAGUGCUGUGCUCUUUUGCCUACUUUGAACUGAUGAACUGGCUUACCUGUUUGUAACUGUAUACUGAGAUGCUUGUUUCUUAUAACACUCAUAUGCAUUUUCGGCAGCAAAUGAAGAUCAAAAGGUUUAGAGAGACUUUAUGGUUCUUGAAUGCAUUCUGGAACUCUGGCUCUGCCUGGCUCAAAGGCUUUGAAGCUCCUCUUUGUAUUAAGGGUUUCUUCUGUCCUAUAACUCAUUGCUACUGAAUUUGCAAGUCUUAUCUUGCUUGGUUUGAUGGUGCUGAUGUUUACUUAAACAUCAGAAUUAAGUAUGUUCAGGAUUUGAUAUACUUUAAUCUGUAUUGAGAUUUCCUAGGCUUUUUUUCUAAAGAGUAAUGUAAUUUUUAAGAGAUAAAUAAAUAUUUUGGGGCAUCUUA
Empidonax traillii (willow flycatcher) is the source of this 2298-nucleotide messenger RNA. RefSeq names its product RAB32, member RAS oncogene family (gene RAB32). Bases 247 to 903 code for a protein of 218 amino acids. The transcript has 3 exons. Gene Ontology annotation, molecular function: GTP binding; GTPase activity. Gene Ontology annotation, cellular component: lysosome; phagocytic vesicle; Golgi apparatus. The record is from RefSeq and is a predicted model, not a curated record. Lineage: Eukaryota; Metazoa; Chordata; Aves; Passeriformes; Tyrannidae. Gene Ontology annotation, biological process: phagosome-lysosome fusion; endosome to lysosome transport.